This is a messenger RNA of Drosophila ficusphila, 3176 nucleotides long. RefSeq lists its product as uncharacterized. NCBI's taxonomy places the organism in Eukaryota, Metazoa, Arthropoda, Insecta, Diptera, Drosophilidae. Gene Ontology annotation, biological process: signal transduction. The record is from RefSeq and is a predicted model, not a curated record.
GACGCCAACGCGUUCGGAAGCAGCUCUCUCUCUCUCUCUCUCCCACACACACUCACUCACUCACUCACUCACUCUGUCUGUCUCUGUCUACCGCCUCCUCCAUCUCCGUCGCACCUUCUCACACCCCCGCACUUUCGGCGACUCCAGAGGAAAAGUGUGAAAAGUUGUGCGGCCACGGGCUCUGCUCUUAUGUAUACAACUAACCUAACGCGGUAAAAUGUUUCUGGCGGUUAACCAGAGUCUGCAGAACACCAGCAAGAAGAAGCGCAAGCGGCGGACGAACGGGGAUGAUCCGCAGGAGGAUCCUGCGGAGGGGUCGCCCCUCGCUCCCCUCGAGCCAAGUGCCUCCAGCGACCACCUGGUGAUCGGCGGACCGGGAUGCCGGGUGUGCAAGUGCCCCGGCCGCCAGUCGCUGGCGCUGGUCUACGUCUACCUGGGUGCACUCACCCUGAUCCUGGCCAGCCUCUCGAUCGUGUUCUACUCGCACACCCAGGACACCCAGGAGGCCACGCCCACCGAGGAUCCCGUCCACUCGACGAGGGCGUUCAGAGCGCAGUUCCAAGCGGAGCUGCUGCGAUCGGAGGACGAACUACGCUCCCUGGUUGCCAGGAUACUCGAGAGCGAGCGGGAACUGGGUGGCAGCAGCACCACAUCCAGGAGCACCACUGCAUCGCGGGAUCCCCUGAAGAACGAGCGCAAGUUCACGGACAACCUGAUCAGCCACACGCCUUCACCCACCGGAAAACGGAUGCGGCGGGACAUCCCCUCCUCUGCCCCCGCCUCCAUGCAUGCUGAUCCCCUGAUCGAGUUCUUCAACCCGAACCACCGCAAGGUCCUCGAGGAGCAGGACACCGAGAUACGGAAGCGAACGGGCCAGAAGGGCGCCGCUCCCGGCGGCGACGAGUGGAUCUACCUGAACACCUACUGCCGCGUGCCGGAGAAGAUCAUCACGGGCUUCUGCAAGGGCACCCAGGACUACUGCCCACCAGCUCCGCAGGGACCCACGGGUGAAGUUGGUCCCAAGGGUCCAACCGGCAGCCCAGGACUUCCGGGCAUCCCGGGUCCCAAGGGCAACCGCGGCGACGUCGGACUGCCAGGAGCACCUGGAAUCGACGGUGUGGGCCACGUGGGACCCCCGGACCGAGGGGACCCAAGGGGGGAUGCCGGGGCCGUCGGAAGAGGUGGCCUGGAUGGUCGGGACGGGGUGCCCGGUGAGCCGGGAUUGGAUGGAGUGCCGGGUCGAGCGGGCGCCGAUGGCAAGAACGGACUGCCGGGUCGCGAUGGCAAGGACGGACUGCACGGCAAGGACGGCAAGGAUGGGCUGUCCAUCACGGGACCCAAGGGAGCUCAGGGACCUCCCGGCGAACGAGGUCUCAAGGGCAUUGCAGGUCCUCGUGGUCGUCCUGGGAAACCGGGCACCAAUGGCACUCCCGGAAUUCCCGGCAUCAAUGCCUGGAAAUUGCAAUAUCCCAACGGCAGCUCCUCGAAUGAUCUGCUCAUUCCACCCUCGAUAACAGACAUUCAACAGCCGGACUUCCAACGGACGGUAAUUGUGGAGGAGGGCAAGUCCCUGAACCUGAGCUGUUCUGCGACAGGAACCCCAACUCCUCAGGUGGAGUGGCGUCGCGAGGACGGACGCACCAUCAAUGUGAACGGGAUAGAGAUGGCCUCCAUCAGCGGACAGUUCCUCAAGUUCACCAACAUCACGCGAAACCAAAUGGCGGCCUACACUUGUUAUGCCAACAACGGAAUCGCCCCAGUGGCCAAUGCCACUUUCAUCGUGGAGGUUCACUUUGCUCCCAUGAUCUCGGUGUACCGCCAGAUGAUCUACGCGGAGUACCAGAGCAGUGCGACACUCGAGUGCUUGGUGGAGGCCUUUCCCGAGGCGAUUAGGUACUGGGAAAGAGCCUACGACGGCAAGAUCCUGGAUCCCAGCGAGAAGUACGGCAUUGAGUCGUAUCCGGAGGGCUUCAAGACGUCGAUGCGCCUGACCAUCAGCAAUCUGCGCAAGGAUGACUUCGGCUACUACCACUGUGUGGCGCGGAAUGAGCUGAACGCCACCAUGGUCAACUUUGAAAUAGCACCCCAAGAUCCGAACAGUGAGACACCGUAUGUGGGCAACAGCAUCAAGGUCUACGGCCAAAGGCCGCCGGAGAGCGAGUGUCCCGUGUGCGACCAGUGUCCAGAUCCCAGUCUGUACCAGUGCAAGGACUCCAUACUGAACAACUUCGAAAUCCAACCCACCGGCAACCUGAGUUACCCAGGUUUGCCCAAGCGACCGAAGACUUGCUAUCUGUAUGCGGUGGGCAAGCCAGUUUUCCACAAGGUGGUCAACGAGAAGUUCGGUUCCUGGCUGAGGGAUCCUUCGCCGGAGAGCGAUCGCGAGAAGACCUUCGUGACAAACGAGAACGAUCCCUACAACCUGUUCGAGUUCACCACCCGCAUUCAGUACCGAAUGAACAGUAUCCCAAGGCGAAAGUACGAGAUAUCAGAGGGUUUCCAUGGCAAUGCUCAUGUGGUCUUCAACAACUCGUUCUACUACCAGCAGAGGAACUCCGAUCUGGUGGUCAAGCUGGACUUGAUCAGCCUCAAGAAGAUAACCACACAGUUACCCUAUGCUGGAGUUUCCGCUGGGAACAAGCUCUACACGACGGACUUCAACUACAUGGACUUCAAUGUGGACGAGGUGGGUCUGUGGGUGAUCUACAGCACCUACAACUCGAACAACACCCUGGUCGCGAAGUUGGAUCCGGAGACGCUGAAGAUGCAGUACAACUUCAACAUCACCUUGGAUCACCACCAGUUUGGCGAGAUGUUCAUCGUGUGCGGCAAUCUGUAUGCCAUCGAUUCGGGUACGGACAAGAACACCCAGAUCCGAUACAUGGUCGACUUGUACAAGGGCAAGCUGCUCAGCACGAACCUGCCCUUCUCGAACCCCUUCAGCCACACCACCACCGUGGGCUACAAUCCCCUGACUGUGGAACUCUACUCCUGGGACAAGGGCAACGCACUCACAUAUCCGAUUCGCUACAAUGAGCAGCGACUUAUCUCCGAUAAUAGUUAGGAGUACCCGCUAAAUAGGAAGCGAUCUUAAAGAUCCACAGAGUCCAGGCUCAAAUCUAACUAGUCUAAGGCACAAUAAAUAAAUUCAACUGUUUUUUUUUUUCUAAUGCAAA